AUGUUUAGGCUAUUUUUAACGAUCAUCAUUGGGUUGCUAACAGUUACAACUUCUGUCUAUGCCGCUUCACCCACUAAUUCGGCCCAAUAUGCAGAGAUAUCAAAUUUGGUGAGUAAACUUGGUAUAGGAUCAUUGUUUCCUGUUGCAAAUGAAUAUUGUGUUACUGGUGGAGGUGUAUUAUGUGAUUCUUUAAACCAAACCAUUAUAUCUUUAUCAUUCCAAGGUAGACCCGCCAUUCUAUCGGCAACAGAUUUCGAUGCCUUCUUAACCUUGACAACAUUAAAAAUUCAAACAUGGGGAUCAGCUAUUCCAAAUGAUUUGAUCGGUGAUAUGAUCUCUCAACUUCCAAAUCUAAACGUAAUUACAUGUAUAGGUUGUCAACUUACUGCUCUCCCUACUAUUUCAAGAAAAAUUGAUUCAUUGGAUUUAACCAAUAAUCAAAUUACGGGAGAUCUAUCAACCAAUCAAUUAAAUUUAAUUAAAACUAAACUAGUUGUAACACCAGGUGCUUUUAAUCUUGUUGAGGACCCAACCAUUCCAUUGCCAUCGUUUCCAAAUAUUUUGACUUUGAAAACAAAUAAUUUCAUAGAGUUUAAUUACACUACUGAUAUCAAACAAUUAAAAAUUUCUUUUGGACCAAAUUUUGAUUCAACUACAUUUGGUUUGAUUGAAAGAAUUAGAGGUUUAGAGUCAAUAGUGUUGGAUAAUACUGGUAAUGCAAUAUUCGAUCCGGUUCCAUUCCCACAUGACUGUAUUCUAUACUCGCCAAACAUUGCAUCAUAUACUUCGUUCAAUGUCAAUUACCAACCAUUAAAUGAAAUAUAUAAUUUCAAUUUAACUAAACUUCAAACAAUUACUAUUGAUGGCAGUCCAUCUCUUUUUGUAGAGAAUAAACUCCCAAUUAUUGUUAGUCCCAAUUCACUUUUCUUAUCUUUACCAAGAAAUAAUCUAACUUCAUUUAAUUUGGAUGAUUAUGCAAACUUUAAUGAUAUUAGUCUUGAUUUAUCAUUUAAUAAUAUCGUAGGAUCAUUACCAAAUAUUCCAAUCAAUAUGAGAUUAGAUGUAAGAAACAAUAGUUUUACAGGUACUGUUCCAGAUGAUUAUUGCUUUAAAAGAAUCACUUCUUUUGCCAAUAACCAAUUGACAGGGUUACCACCAAUGUGUUAUAUUUGUUAUUCAGGUUCAAAUAUCCAAAACAUUGUUGGUGGCAAUCAAUUUACUACCUUCUCUUUUGCUGAUUGUGAUCAUUCAAGUAUCAAUGUUACAAAUGUAAAAUAUGUUGUUGAGACUGGACCAUUGGUCAUUCGAGGUGCCAACGUAGGGUUCACCAUUUCUGGUUUAUCAACUUCUAUUCCAUCUCUUUCAUUUAAACCAAAUAUUUUAAAUAGAGAAUUUAGUGCAACUGGAAGUGUAGCAUUGUAUAAUCAAUUUGUUGGAAACAAAACGAUUGAAGUUUCAUUACAAGUUUCUUCACAACCAUUUGAUUUUGUGAAUACUGUAGAAUUUGUUGAACCACAUUCCAUUAGUUCAUACGAUUAUGAUAGACAUGGAAAUACAGGUUUUAAAUUCACAUUUAAUGGUAUUCGAUUUGGUACUAAUCAAUCGAUGGUCGUUGUUUUAAUGGGCGGAUAUAAAUGUAAUAUUAGUAGUAUUGUAGACACCAAGAUUGAGUGUGUUGUUGGUACUACCAGUAUCCCAGAAGUAGUACACAAUGCAACGAUUAGAAUCGAUGAUUUGGUGACUGCUUCUAUUUUGGUUACAUUUAGAAUCGAGUAUCCAUUUGUCACGUCAAUCUUCCCACCUUCAUUGGCUCAACGAGGUGGAUCGAUUACAUUGUAUGGAGAAUACGGUCCUGUACUAACCAACCCAAUCGUCAAGAUUGGUGGUGAUACAUGCGACAUUUCAGCACCACUCACCCAAAGUACUAUAGUCUGUACUCUAGCAGGUGGUGUUGGUGUCAAGGACGUAUACAUCAGCAUCAAUGGCGUGGAAUGGAGGAUUGCAUCGGGAUUCAAGUACUCAAACUUGACGGCAAUCUGUCCAGGUGACAAUGAUGAAUGUUCUGGCCACGGAGAGUGUGAUGCAGAGAGCGGCAUAUGUCUCUGUCACCAAGACUACAAGGGACCAGCUUGCAACAUUAGCUCGUCAACACCCUCGGGCGAGAUAUCAUUCUCGCCAAUGGUCUCGACCAUCAGCAACGACAACCUAGUCGUGCGAUUGGGUCUCGUCACCAUCAAAGAGAUGAAUAUCUACGGUGAAAUGGUCCGUCAAUUCAUCCCCAACCCAAGAGAAUGGAGAACUAUCUCGUCGUCAGACUCCAAGAGUGUGUACAGCGCAAUGUUUGAGGUGGCCAACAUCACCUACACACUCGAGAGUUUUAACCAGUCGACUACGCUCACCUUUGCCGACAAGACCAUUCAGAUGGAUGCAGGUACCAUGAAGAUGACACUAAACAUCACCAACUGGAGUUACUAUGGUACUCUCAACACACUACAAGUUGUCAUGCGAUCACAUGUCAACGUCGAAGGUGGUCCAUCUAAAACCAACUGCGGUACCAAGUCAUCGGACCAAAUAUCGACCGACGAUAACGGUGUCCUCAACUUUAUGGCCAUUGAACGUCAAGGUAGAUCUUUCUAUGCAAAGUUUGUAGAUCGUGUCAUAUCUGAUGGUCGCGCCACCUUUUCCAAACCAUACAUCAUUAAUCAAACAACCGAUGGCUCAUCCCAAAAUUCAACCACCGAUAUUGCUAUUGACCUACCAUUCUUCCGUUAUUCUGCUAUUAUUGAUCCUGAUUUCUCUGUAUUACUUACAUCACCACCCGAUGAUGAAUGCAAUCCAAAGGAAGACGAUAGACCUGCUUGGUUCCUCCCAGUCGUAGUCACUGCUCCUGUGGUAGGUGGUGCAGCUAUUAUUGGAGGUGCAUACUUUUUGAUUAAAAAGAAGCUUUACAUUGAUGUAUCUUCAAAGGAUUGGAUUGAUUGA
Molecule: messenger RNA, 2982 nt
Organism: Cavenderia fasciculata
Lineage: Eukaryota; Evosea; Eumycetozoa; Acytosteliales; Cavenderiaceae
Product: EGF-like domain-containing protein
Exons: 16
Coding region: 1-2982 (993 amino acids)
Source: RefSeq, a predicted model, not a curated record